AUGACUUCCGUUGCAAAAACAGAAAAUCCCUUUCAAUAUCCUAAAGAAAAAAUUUCCUAUGAUACGACUUUAUCACAAAUUCAACAAUCAUUAAUAAAAGAACAACAAAAGAAAGAAUCGGCUCUAGUAUCGAAGAGAGAUGUUAAAGCUAACGAAAUAAGUAUUGAUCCUCUAGAUGUUGGAACUCCUGAUGAUUGGAUUCCAAGGCAUCCAGAACUAAUACGAUUAACAGGAAAACAUCCUUUUAAUAGCGAACCACCCUUACCGUUAUUAAUGGAGAAAGGAUUCAUAACUCCUACUCCUUUGCAUUACGUGAGAAAUCAUGGUUCGGUUCCAAAAAUCGAUUGGGAUACCCAUCGAUUAAUCGUUGACGGGCUUGUAACAAAACCUCUCAAUUUAUCCAUGAAUGAGAUUGUAAAGUUACCAUAUCGUGAAUUUCCCAUUACAUUGGUUUGUGCCGGGAAUCGUCGUAAGGAACAAAACAUGGUUAAAAAAUCAAUAGGAUUUAAUUGGGGUUCAUGCGCUUUAAGUACUGCAGUUUGGCGAGGUGUUUCACUACGACACAUUUUGAAGAUGGCAGGAUGUAGUCUUGAUAUUGAUUAUGAAGAACCUCGUCACGUUUGCUUUGUCGGAGCCGAUAAAUUACCAGAUGGUUACUAUGGUACGAGUUUACCUUUAGAAUGGUCAAUGAAUGAUGCCAAGGAUGUUCUCUUGGCCUACGAAAUGAAUGGUGAAAGGUUAACACCCGAUCACGGAUAUCCAAUUCGCGUUAUAAUACCGGGAGUCAUCGGAGGUCGUAUGGUUAAGUGGCUCACAAAAAUCACCGUGUCUAAUAAGGAAUCUGAUAAUUAUUAUCAUUAUCACGAUAAUCGGGUUUUGCCACCAAAUGUUGAUUUUGAACGCGCCACUAAAGAAAAAUGGUGGUACGUUCCCGAUUAUAUUAUCAAUGAAUACAAUGUCAAUUCUGUCAUAUCCUCUCCAGCACACGACGAACAUAUCCCUUUAUCAAGUUUUGUUAGUAAUGCUGAAUAUACACUCAAGGGUUACGCUUAUACAGGAGGAGGUCGUAAGGUCAUUCGCGUGGAGAUUACUUUAGACGAUGGAAAAACUUGGUUACUUGCCAAUUUAGAUUUCCCAGAAACCAAACAUCCUGAUGUUUUGAAACGCCCACAUAAUCCGAUACGUCAAUAUUGGUGUUGGAGUUUCUGGUCAUUAAAUGUUCCGAUUUACUCAUUAAUUCGUUGUCCAGAGAUUAAAGUUAGAGCGUGGGAUUCCGCACAAAACACACAACCGGAAAACCUUACUUGGAACGUCAUGGGAAUGAUGAAUAACUGUCAUUUUAAAGUAAAGAUCAGCACCGUAACCUAUGGGAAAGAAGUUGCCUUGAGAUUUGAUCAUCCAACUCGAGCUGGUAAUGACCCAGGCGGUUGGAUGGUGAAACAAGAACAACCGGCUACUGCGGCUGAACUAGUAAAUGUAACUAAUAGAAUAUCAAAAAAUCCUAUUACAAUGGAGCAAGUGGGAAAAAACGAUAACGAAAAAUCUUGUUGGAUCGUGAUUGAAAAGAAGGUUUAUGAUUGUACAAAGUUCCUUGAUGAUCAUCCCGGAGGUGCUGACAGUAUCUUAAUUAAUGCCGGUACGGAUUGUACAGAUGAAUUCUAUGCAAUUCAUUCUGAUAAGGCAAAAAAAAUGUUGGAUGAAUAUUAUAUUGGUGAUUUGGUAGAAGAAGGCUCCGAUGCAUCAUCAGUUUCGAAUCCAUCGAUCAAAAUACCAAAAUCGAUAAUAAAUCCACCGCAAUCAACCGCGCAAGUUAAUGGAGAUUCUCUUUUAGCAUUAAAUCCUAAAGUAUGGUUCUCGUGUCCACUUAUAAAAAAGGAGGUUAUAAGUCACGAUACUCGUAUAUUCCGUUUCGCUCUUCAAUCAGAUAAACAUUCACUUGGCCUUCCAGCAGGAAAUCAUAUGUUCAUUCGAGCUUCAAUAAAUAAUCAAGCUAUUAUACGCGCAUACACACCUGUCACAACUCCAUAUGCCCCACCAGGUUACUUUGACCUUUUAAUCAAAGUAUAUUUUAAGAAUGUACAUCCCAAGUCUCCUAACGGAGGACUUAUGACACAACAUCUUGAAUCACUAAAUAUUGGCGACAGUAUUGAUGUAAAAGGUCCGCUUGGGUCUUUUAUCUAUUUUGGUCGUGGUCAAUAUCAAGUAAAGAAUGGAACAAGCUCAUCUUUACAUAAAUGCAAGCGAAUAGGAAUGAUAGCGGGAGGUUCUGGUAUAACUCCAAUGUAUCAAAUAAUUCAAUCAGUUUUAAAUGAUUCCGAGGAUCUUUUAGAGUUAUCUUUAUUAUAUGCGAAUCGGACGGAGAAUGAUAUUUUAUUAAGAGAUGAAUUAGAUGAACUUGCUAAAUGUAAUCAACGAUUUAAGGUUUAUUAUACGCUAGACAUGCCCCCAAAGAAUUGGCAACUCGGAUCUGGAUUCGUCACGGAAGAGAUGGUUCGAGAAAAUCUUCCGCUCCCAUCAUCAAAUUCACAAACCAUUGUAUUGAUGUGUGGACCACCUCCUAUGGUUUAA
Molecule: messenger RNA, 2568 nt
Organism: Funneliformis geosporum
Lineage: Eukaryota; Fungi; Glomeromycota; Glomeromycetes; Glomerales; Glomeraceae
Source: the annotation of a GenBank genome assembly